Chara braunii is the source of this 2328-nucleotide messenger RNA. Lineage: Eukaryota; Viridiplantae; Streptophyta; Charophyceae; Charales; Characeae. The record is from the annotation of a GenBank genome assembly.
GGUUUUCUUACCCUUGGGGUGAAAGUGGGUGUCUGGUGUCCUAAGACGGGUUCGCUGGCGGGCCUACGGUGCAAUCCCCCGAGGGUGGAUGACGGGGGCUCUACGGCAUCAAGCUCUGGCACCUGCUCAUCGGACAGAGAGAAAGAGAAGGAGGAGGGGGAGGAGGAGGUGGAGAGAUUCGCCUCCUACCCCCCCCCUCCACGUGGAGCAGCAGGCGGUGGUGCCUCACCAUUGCCACGUGGCAGUCCCCCGCGCGGUCACGCUGCCGCCGCCCUCAAUUCUCAUCCUUCGACUCAUCAGCGACAUCAGCAGCAGGCCAUCGCCAAUCACGAAAAGAGGAAUGUUCAGGCGAACGUUCGUUCUGACAACGACAGGAAGCAGAAACCGACAAAGAUGCCGCUGACGUCAACGACAGCAGCAGCACCAGCAGCUGCGUCAGCCACGCCACCUAGGAAGAGCAAGAAAGGAGGAGAAGGGGGAGGGGGAGGAGGACGAGGAGCAAGCAUGAGGGAGAAAGGAGCACGAGGAGGAGGAGGAGGAGGAGGAGGAGGUAAUGGAGACAUGAAGGAGAUGCUGUCUUGUUUCCGGUGGAUAGGAUUUAAUUGUGGAUUUAAUUGCUCUCGAACGAAUAUCUAUGGUGGGGAGGAGCCGUCCAAUUGGGAGGAAUACUCCAUAGCCGAGACCUCGACAGACCUGUCGGCAGCAGGAACGGUAUCGGGACCAGCGGGAGCAAAUGCCACAUCACCGAAGAAACGGCGGGGGCUGCGGCAUCGGCUGCUGCCGCGCCGAUGGAGCCGAGCGGGGAGGGAGGAGAUCGAAUGGGAGAAGGAGAUGGAGAGGCUGAAGGAGAGGGAGAGAGACAGGGAGAGAGAGAGACAGAGGCAGCGCGAGAGGGAGGCGGAGUGGGAGAAGGAGAAGCAGAGAGAGCUGGAAAGGGAGCGCGAGAGAGAGAGGGAGAGGGAGAGAGAACGCGAGAGGCAGAGAGAGAGAGAGAGGGAGAGAACCUGGUCCGAGUUCCUCGUCAAAGCGAAGCUCGGCUUCGGCGGAGGAAGUCCCGCCUCCACAUCCCGAUCGCGCUCUCACUCGGGAUCUGGGUCCGGACUAAGCAACUCCUCGUCUUUUAAGGAAGGCGCCAUAGCUUCUCCAUCUCAUCCAGCAGCGCACUUCGUGGACGGGGGAGGAGAGAGAGGAGGAGGAGGAGGAGUUGGUGGCCGGACCAUUGUGCGAGAGGAGGAGAGGAGAGGUGCUGAGCUGGACAGGCCAAGGGGAGGGGGCACUGGCCGCGCUAGCCAGGAUGCAUUGUACGAGUACGGCCUUUCAGACUCACCGGAUAUGGAGGACGAAGAAAGUAGGGAUAGGAUUCGAGGAGGAAGAAGAAGAUUCGUAGGGAGAGUUGGAAGAUGGGGAGGAGGAGGAGGAGGAGGAGGAGGAGGAGGAGGAGGAGGGCGUGGGUAUGGCGACGACGUGGAGGAGGAAGAAGAAGAGGGAAAGAGCUAUGGCGAGCAGGGAGUAGAGAGGAGUGGGGACUUGAGGAGGAGGAGUGACGUUGAGUCGAAGAGCAAUCAGUCGGGGGAGGAAGGGGAAGGUCGGGAUCGCCAGCAGCAGGGACCACCAUCCGCCGCAUUCGAUGGAGCGACAUUGCGUCAGCAGGAAGAGGGAGAGGGGUCGGGAUCCGGAUCGGCCUCUAGUGCGACUGUUGGUCUCGACGGACACAUCCCUCUGUUUUUUUUUUUUGAUCUGCUAAUAAUGAGUGACCGCCAGGCGCGGCUGGAACGGACGGCUGUGAUAGUCUCCCGCCUGCAUGUCAUCAUUACUAAUCAUUCUGAAGUAUCUCGAUCAGGAAGGCUCGGUAGGACAGGUCGCAGCAUCAAAGGAGGAGGAGGAGGAGGAGGAGGAGGAGAAGGAGGAGGAGAAGGAGGUGGAGGUGGUGGUGGAGUAGGUAGGAGGUGGGAGAUAAAAGGAAGAGAAAGAGGAGGAGGAGGAGGAGGAGGAGGAGGAGGUAGAAGAAGUGGAGAUGUGAUCUGGAGUAUGCAGCCUGGGCGCGUUUUAGGCGCCGCCCGACCAACUAUAUGGGGAAGCGGUCGUUCGCUUCCUAGGCGCCGACCAACGCUCUGGGGAGCGGUCGUGCGGUGUCUAGCCGCCGACGAAUGGGGUCCGCAGUGGGGUCGUCCGUCGUCCCGACCGGUCCGUUCUCAGAGGAAUGGUGCAAGGCUGCAAGAGCCCCAAACUGAACGUACGGUGAAGAUUUACGAAAUGGGAUAUCGAUAACUACCAGGGAAUCAUCGCUGACGUAAGAGGUUAAUUAUUCAGUAAACGGAUAAUUCCAUU